UUAAGAAUUCCACGACCUCCUUUCCUACGUACGGCUAGUACCUAUAUUACUAAGCGUCCUAUCGAGAAAGGUUAUUCGCGAGCGCCUCCGGAGUUUCGUUAUAGAGAGUAUCGCGAGGUCCUCCUUAGGUUUAAGCUACUUUCUGGAACUCACUCUGGUGUGAACCUCGCUAAAGACAGAUUCUACGAUUAUUUAAGUGCCCUACCUUACGUAUAUUAUUUAAUUAAGUUCGAGGUCUUACGGUUUAUAUUAACGGAAGCCCUUAACGCAAAAGCUUAUCCUAAUCUAGGAUGUUCGUACGUAAUAGAAUUCGACGUUUCUUAUGCUCCGACGGGCGAAAAGGCUUUAUAUUAUAUUCGAUAA
This is a messenger RNA of Penicillium cataractarum, 363 nucleotides long. RefSeq lists its product as uncharacterized. The record is from RefSeq and is a predicted model, not a curated record. Lineage: Eukaryota; Fungi; Ascomycota; Eurotiomycetes; Eurotiales; Aspergillaceae. The annotation marks the transcript as partial. The transcript is spliced from 5 exons.